Molecule: messenger RNA, 2030 nt
Organism: Daktulosphaira vitifoliae (grape phylloxera)
Lineage: Eukaryota; Metazoa; Arthropoda; Insecta; Hemiptera; Phylloxeridae
Exons: 8
Coding region: 310-1569 (419 amino acids)
Biological process (GO): detection of chemical stimulus involved in sensory perception of smell; sensory perception of smell
Cellular component (GO): plasma membrane
Molecular function (GO): olfactory receptor activity; odorant binding
Source: RefSeq, a predicted model, not a curated record
ACUUCUUGCCUUUGAACUACGGUCAAAUUUAAUAUAAAAAGCCAUAAUAAAGAGCAUUCUGAGACAGAUGCAGUCAGAUAUUCACAGAGGUACUCACUACGCUCGAUCAUUCCAUACAACGAAAUAUAUGCAAGAAGUGAUCCGCCGUCAACACAGUUAUAUUUGUUCAAAGAAAAACACAACAUCUAUUUAUUUAAGAGUAUAGCAGAAAAUAUCAAGGGUAGUCUGUGUUUGGUUUUACUUAUCAAAAGGUGUAGCUUGAUAAAAGAAAAUUAACUAUACAGUGGUAAGAAAUUUUGAAAAGAAAUAAUGAUGGAAAUAAACAAAUAUGAAAACUGGAUUUUUAACAUGCGAUUGGCAAAAUUUCUUGGUUACUAUUAUAUUCUAAAUCCAAAAACUGAUGGAAGUCUUAAAUUUUAUUAUUUUCUGGUGAAACUGGGUAUUAUUUACAUUGUAGCAAUAUCAACGUGCUUUAUCUUUGGACUGUACCACUGGAAAAAUGACAUAAAUCAAUUUACAUUACAGCUUGCUAUAUUACAGAAUAUGCUCUUUGCUAUCUACAGAUUUUAUAUAAUUAUGAAGGAUUCUGAAAUUAUUUGGGAUAUCUUAAAAAUAACUAAUCUUGAGUUUUUAUCUAUUGAAAAUUAUAAUAAGAAUAUUUUGAACAUAUGGCGAGCCAUAUCAAUAAAAUACACCUAUUUGAUUACAAUAUUAACUUUUUAUGUAAUGAUAGUUUGGUCUUUAUGUGGAUAUGUUUUUAAUAAUAGUUAUGUAACUGCAAAAAAUCAUGAUGGUUCAUACAGCAGUUAUCAUUUGAAUGUUUACAAUUUGUAUUUUUUCGUUUCAGCAGAUACAUAUAAUACAUAUUUUCCAAUUUUUCACUUAAUCGAAACUUUAUAUGCUUUUGUAUACUGUUUAUUUGCUUUACCAGCAGAUAUAACUUUAAUAUCAGUAUGUCUAUCAGUAGUAGGUCAAUUAGAAGUGAUUAAUGAUAGCUUUGAAAAUGUUGGACUAUUGUACCAAGAAAAUGUAUUACAACAAAGUAUUAAUGUUAAGGAAUUUCAGAAUAAAAUUAAAUUGGAAUUCAAAAAUAUUAUUUACAACAGUCAAAAUGUUAUUAGAAAAAUGAAGCAAUUUUAUGAUACAUUCCGACAAAUAAUUUUGAUCCAAAUUGUAGUAACAUUUAUUAACUUGGUACUUUUUUCAUACACCGGAAUGUUGCACAUCACUAAUGGCGGAAUGGUCAAUUCAAUACAGACUGUUAAACUUAUUUCAGCAUUUGUAUUUUUCAUUUUUCAAUUAUUCAUAUUUUGCUUCAUUUUUGGGAUUAUAAAUGACAGGAAAGAUUCAAUGCUAUUUGGAAUUUAUUACUCAAAUUGGAUAGAAAUGAACUUAGAAAGUAAAAAGCUUGUUUUACUAACUAUGAAUAUGAAUAAUGCUCAUCAAUUAAAAAUGAAAAUAACUAGAUAUAAAACCAUUGAUUUAAUUAUGUUUGUAGGUGUUUUAAAAACAUGUUAUUCGGUACUUUCAGUAUUAAGGAAUACACAGCUAAGCAACAACCAAAUUUAAACAAUGAAUACAAAAUAUUAAAAAUAUAAUAAAUACAAAUGAAAAUUUAAACGUAUAAAAAAGCUAGUUAAAAACAUAUACUUUUUUUUAAAUUGUGUAUAUUUAGUAAGAAGAUAUAAAAUAAGUCGCGGGGGUUGAUCCAAAAUGGUCUAUGUGAUUGUUCUGUAAAAAUUACUUUUUUUGCUAUUUAGGCUAUGCAUUUUAACGCACUUUUUUCUAGCUAGUAAGGAGUUCAAUACGAUAAAAAUCAAAAAAUUUAUUCAGUAAAUAAUUUCUAUAUAACUUUAAAAUAUCACUUUGGAAAACCUUAGAUAGCACCGUAUUUAAUUUUAUUAAUUUAAAAACAAAAAGUUAUUAUUUAUAGUCAAAAACUAGGAACAAAUUUUUCUUUUCAGUAAUAUACUUUUUUAUUUUUUGGUAAAAAGAUUUAAGAUUUUAUUUUUAGUUUUUGUGCUAAAAGA